AUGCCACAACCCAAAGCACCUUCCCAUGUGACGCCCCAGACAAAAUACCUCUAUCGCAUCGGCAGAGGCGAACUCGGCGUACUCACGGUCGAGCCAUACAAGUCCGCCAUCCUACCUCUGUGGCGCUUCAGGACGGCAGAGAUGGCAAGGAAGUCGUCCGGGCACAUCUAUGACAAGUUUUUAGACUACGAUGGGCAGGACGACUUUGUAGGCAUGGACAUGUGCCGCAAGUUUUUACAGAUGGGUAUGACGCGGGCAAAGCGGUACGCAAACCACGCAGGGGGCCGCAAGUAUGAUAAGAACACGGGCGAGGAGCUCGAAAAGAGCGGAAACCACUUGGGGCGGGAGGAGAAGCUCGAGGCUUCGUUAAUCUUCAAAGAAGCAUGGGAGAAGGCCAAGACCCACAAGGGAUAUUUGGAGAAAAAAGCAAGGUUCAUGGCGGGACAGAAGGAAUGGGAUAAAAAUAUGAGGAAGAAUCCCAGGAGCCAGGAAGAUAAUAGCUGA
Molecule: messenger RNA, 504 nt
Organism: Pyricularia grisea
Lineage: Eukaryota; Fungi; Ascomycota; Sordariomycetes; Magnaporthales; Pyriculariaceae
Exons: 2
Coding region: 1-504 (167 amino acids)
Source: RefSeq, a predicted model, not a curated record